Molecule: messenger RNA, 216 nt
Organism: Linum tenue
Lineage: Eukaryota; Viridiplantae; Streptophyta; Magnoliopsida; Malpighiales; Linaceae
Source: the annotation of a GenBank genome assembly
AUGCCGCCCUCGCCGUCUUCUGCGUGGUCGGCGGCGGCCUGUGCAACGUCGCCGGCCCCCGGCUCAUGCUCCCCGCGGGAUGCAUCACCUACGCGCUCUACGCCUGGUCCUUCCUCUACUACAACCACUCUUGUGACCAGACGGUCAUCGUCGUCGCCGGCGGGAUAUUGGGAGUCAGCGGCGGGAUGCUGCAGUCGGUGCAUGGAGCGGUGUUGA